AUGAGGCUAGAUGAGGCUAGGGACAAGCCUAUAAUUACUUGUUUGGAAUUUAUUAGAGAAUACCUCACAAACAGAAUAGUAAAUGUUCAUAAAGUGCUAGACAAAUGCAAAGGUUCUCUUAGUACAACUGCAACAACAAUCUUAGAAAACAAUACGACAGAGGCAAAUAAGAUGAGGGUUCUAUUCAGUGGAGCUGAUAAAUAUCAAGUGACUGGUCUAUGGAUGGAACAGUAUUUUGUGAACUUGAAAGAGAAGAGUUGCACUUGCAGGAAAUGGUACAUUACAGGUAUUCCAUGCCAGCAUGUUAUUGCUGCAAUGUAUGAUAGGAUGCAGAAUGGGUCAGAAUGUGGAGAUCCUGAGGCUUGGGUGAGCAAAUGUUACUGGCUUAGUACAUGGAAUGUUAUGUACCAACAUAUAAUUAACCCAAUAAAUGGAAGGAGCAUGUGGCCUAGAUCUGAUUGUCCAACAACCCUUCUCCCACCCAAAUAUCACAAACAGGUUGGCAGGCCAAAGAAAAAAAAGAAGAGGGAAGAUGAUGAGCCAGCUCAAAGUACCAGUUUAAGUAGGAAAUACUUGACAGUCACUUGCAGCAAAUGCCACAACAAAGGUCACAUUGUCAGGACAUGCAAGGGGCAGGGAGGUCCUAGUGAAGCUGGAAAGGGGAGUAGAUAG
Molecule: messenger RNA, 672 nt
Organism: Lactuca sativa (garden lettuce)
Lineage: Eukaryota; Viridiplantae; Streptophyta; Magnoliopsida; Asterales; Asteraceae
Molecular function (GO): zinc ion binding
Source: RefSeq, a predicted model, not a curated record